ACACGUGUACGCGCGCGUACACGCACAUACACACACCCCAUAGGCACAUCCACGGUGCUGGCGCGCAGAGCUGUGGCGCCCAUCCUAUCUCUCAGUGCGACUCCUCGGAGGGAUCAGGAGUAGACUAAGUCAAACUUCCAGCAGCUGAAGAUUUGUGCGCAACAUCCGACUGAUCCAAGUCGUCAAGGUAGGUCACACACAGCCUAGUCCUUUCUGUUAGGAAGAUGUGUUGCAGUGUAAGAUUUCGGGUCAGGCGAUAGAGUGCAGUGGAGAAAAAAAUUGUCAGUCCGGGAUCGUUCGAGCGCGCAGGAGGCAUCCUUCAGUGGGGAACUAUUUGCUUUGAACUUUGCGCAGGAUUUCAACACCUAGUUGCUCCGCAUGCAUGCCAUUCAUGUGCGAUCCUUUUCCCCCCAUAUCCACCUACUACUGAUCGCGGGCUGUGAUAAAGAUGGUUGCUUAUCUCUGCAGCAGAUCUAUGUUAAAGAUACAGAAGGUGAAACAAAGAGUAUCUGCAGUUGCGUAUUUGACGCUGCGUGCAGAAGUUAUUUGGGCUCAGACAGACCGCACCAAAGCAAGUCCUGCGGUUUUAAAGCUCCCUGAAGAAGAUGGGCGGAUAGUGCGUCUGUGCAAACAGGCAUACAGGUGGAUCUGAUAACGGUCUCUGCUCACUGUUUAUCAGAGAGAUGACUUUCCCUACACUCCACACCUUGCGCCAGGGACAGGCGUGCGGAGCUGUGUGAAAGGUACAGCAUGAGCAGAAUGUCUUUGUGAACAUCAGAUGCGACGUACUCAGACUUUGGACACAAGAGUGUUGGUGUUGCUGCUGCACUUUCAGAUCUCCACUCCGGCUGCCGAUCUUCAAGGAGUGGUAGAUCGUGGAUUUAGUUAAUGGCUGAACAUGUUACUCAAAAUGAGCCAGGUUUGACUCCUUAACUUAAAUAAGGUCCUCUAAUUGAGGAACUUUGGGCAGAUGUGGCUUUUUGACAGUCAAGUGGAGUUUUUGGGUACAUGGUUUUAAUUUAUUUCCUCUAAUUAAUUAUGAAAUCCAUUUUCUUUUAUGUAUUAGUGGAUUUAGAUGAUGUAUACAUGAUGUUGGGACACCAUAUUUCAUAAUGGACUCAUAAUGAAGUAUUCAAACCAGCCAAUGGACAAAGAGCUUUGUGUAAACAACUUAAUAACCUUUCCCAGUCUCUUCAAAAAUAUAUAAACUUUAUACUCUAGAAUUCUUCUGUAACUCAAAGAUUGUGUCUACAUUUGAGUCGAGGCAAAUAUUGAAAAGAUUUAACAGAAACUACGAUACUGUUUCUUUCUCUGUGAUGUCUACAGCUGUGUUGAAUCAACACCAAGAAAUAGCCUCUCUGGUGCAAGAAUAACAAGAAUUUUAAAUGGGCUCUAAGUCUUUGUGUGCUCUUUCACAGAGAAGUGAGGGGUAGGACAGUGCACUGCCUGCUAAUGCUUGGACGGCUUAGUCCUAUAGCGACAUGAAAAUAACCUUGGUAAUGUUAAUAAGUGAUAAUACGUAACAGUGUCGUUUUUGUGGGCUAGGAAAAAUAUAACACUGAGCGUGACCAUUUUGAUUCUACUCAGAUAUUUUGUUUACAGUGCACCUGCAUAAAAAUGUAACUUGCUUUCCAUUGUUAUAUUUAUGUUACGUUGAUUUUACACUAUUUUUAUAUGUAACAUUAAAAUGUCUUUUUCUUUUGCCUUAAUGUUACCAUGCUCCUUAUCUGUGCAUGUGUAUUUUUAGCUUUGUUUUUGUGUAUUUUGUGGUGUCACACAUGUUCAUAAUACACUUUGUACCUUUAGGAAUUGCGUACACUUGUGUAUUUAUAUGUGCGUGUGUUAUAGUGAAAUUUGUGUGGGACUCAGGGGAAGAUUGUCCAUCAGUGAAUAGAUCCAGCCUUGAGUUUCUGUAUUUCUGUGCUGGUAAAUAUGCUAACAUGAGCCUGUGUGUGUGUGUGAGUGUGUGUGUGUGUGUGUGUUUGUGUGUUCAUAUGGCCUUGUAGCCCCCACACAGAAACACUCACAGGAGUGCAUGCAGCACAGAGGCUUGUCUCAGCUCAGUGCAUGGAUAAAGGAAGCACCUUCACCAGUGAGGUCCUCUAGUUUCAUUGGUAACGUGUAGGUGUUAGACUGUUCUGUGACAGAUUUUUGAAGAACAGGCAGUUCUUACUGAACUAUCAGGAUUUUCUUGAGAGCGAUAGAUUUUAUCUGUGUAAAAAAGUGUUGAUAAAUCGUAUAACUUCAAAUGUAAAGCUUCUCCAAAGAGAUCCAGGUGAUGUAAGGUAGCAUCAAAAUAUCACACAUCAAAAACUAAAAUCACAAAUUUAAAUCACUGAGCCAGAAGGUUCAGAGAGGGAAAAAUAAUCCUUGAAUAAUCCUGUAAAAUAACAAUCUUUGCAGCAUGUUUCAAGGCAAAGCAGCUGAACAGACCCAUGUUAUUCUGCCCAAAACCUCAUCCGUUUGGCAUACUCAGUAGCUGUAUUCCUGAACACUGGGAGAAUUCAUAUCAGUCUCAAUAAAUCUUAACAGUGAAUUGUUUCCUGUUUGAAAAAUUCAACCAAAAUCAUACAUCUCCAUCCGUUCAUGUUUUGCCUCUCAUCCAGAUGUUUUGAGAUGCUCUCCUCAUAUUCAAACACACCUGUUCAUACUGAACAUAUGGAGGGAGACAGAGGUGUGUUUGACUUUUUGUUUGCAUCACUAAAGAUGUCUACAACUUUAUUACUCAGCAUAUGAAAAGACAACAAACAAGUGAUCUAAGCUGCAAAGAGGCUUUCUGAGAUCGUCGAUUUAAAGGCACGACUGACUGAACUAACAGGAAGGCAUCCUGCAAGGUUCGCUUCGGGUUGGUUGACCAAAUAUUCGGUUAAGACAACAUUUCCAACAUGACGUCUGCCACAGGUUGCCUUCAGAGACAAACAUUCUGAUGGCGUGAUUUACACGCUGACGUGACUGUGAUGUCAUACCACUGGGAUCUCCAAAGUCGGACAGUGUCAGAUUACGUAUGGAGUGGAGCUCUUGAAUACUAUGUAUGCCACAGUAUGUGUAAAUAUGCUGGUACAUAUAUCAUAAAUAUUACAUUAUAGAAACUUAGGGAACAUUGACUUCAGUAAAUAAUAAAAACGUAAAUAUCAACAGACACUUAUUAAAACAUAUUUCUUACUUUAGAAAAUCUGCAGCCGCAUGAGUUGUUAUCUUUGAACACUGAUUGUGAAUGAUUGGUGUUUUCUCUGGGCCCCGGUUCACAAACAUUAUCCAUCUUCAGUGUAUCUCAGCGUGCCUCUGUGAAUACAUUCAACAGGUGCUCCUUCAGGUUGCUCUCCAUGGUGCUGAACUUGUGUCAAAGUGAUUUCACUGGUUUAACUCUUUGUGAACUGUUUCCACAUUUUAAUAAUAAACAAUAACUAUAAAUCAAAGUAUUAUAUGCUUAAAGCCAUCCUUACAGCUUAAAUGAAAGAAGUGUUUCACUCUGUCCAAUAAGUUUGUCUGUUUCUGGUUUCAGGAGAUGGAGACAUGGGAUCCAAACACAGUGAAGUCAAGAGGAGUCUAGCACACUAAUACUACAGGUCAGAAGCCUUUAUAGUUUUUUCAUGAUUCUCUGUUUAGUCAUAAUCAUCAGGCAAGUUUUAAGGGCUCUCUUUCUUGUUUUUUUCUGGCCACAGCAUUGGUAGCUUUUUUUUUUCAGUUCACCUCAGUGACAUAAAGGGAUGGCUAGUUUGUUGCUGUGUAAAAGAUAACUCCAUUAAAUGCUCACUUUCCCUUCCACUGAUAUUCAGUAUGGGGCCAUUAUUAUUACCUGCAAGUUAACAGUACAUAGCAGGGUGUUGUCUGUGGUAGCUAUCCUGCAAAACAUAUACCCCUAACAGUGACUUGAACAGUGAAGUAAUAAAACCAUAAAGCUGCUGGAAGUGUGUAGCAAUAUUUUCACCAAAACUACAAUAAAACUGACAAUUUAGACCCAAACUAAUGUCAAAUAAUGGGACUUUUAUUGUGUUCUUGAAUGUUUCCUUAAGUUCUUGGCUUCCCAAUUUUUUUCUAAUUACCACUAAUACCCACACUGUGUGAUUCUUGCACUGUUAGCUUUAGUGAGGAAGCUGGAAACAAAUCAUUGCUGCUUCCCUGCAGGUCACCCGUCAUCAGCAGCAACAACAGGGUCAACACAAAAUGAGCAACGUGCACACACGUGUCAAGGCUGCCUUGUCUGUUCCCUGACAUCCAUCCUUCCCCAAAUGCACAGACAUUUCCACAUUCACACACAUUACACACACACACACACAUACACUCUGGGGAAGAAGAAGGGAAAGGGCAGUGGGAUGUACAGCUGUGAUGGUGUCUCAGAGAAAGAUCAGACUCUUUAAUAAAUGAUGAGCUUGAGGAGGAAGCUGUAUGUGUGCGUGCGUGUGUGUGAAUGGAGAGUGAAAGGUGGCUUACUGGUCAUGGAGUGGCUACCGUCAAUAGAAGUGUUACCACCAGAACUCCAAUUAAACAGUGAUACUUAAUGUCUGUAUAAUGAUCGAUCUGUCAUUUUUUUAAUGACGAAAAUUUGCACUGAUUUGAUAAAUCGGGAGAAAUAUCUUCUCAUCCAAAAUUUUGCUUCCUCAAUGUAACGCUAUCCAGGAUGUUUGGGAAGCCCAGUCUAAAAAUAGAAAUGCUCCAGCUAGAACACAAAGUACGAGUGCUGUUGCAUUACCAUAUGUCCUGUUGAUUGGUGCAAGUGGUGGGACUCUUCUCCUUUUUUAGAAAGUUGAACUCCAGCCCAUCAUGCUACUGGUUCAUCACUAAACAUCAAACACUGAAAAGGUCUGCAUCAUCAUCCCAGCAGUGUUAAAGGUCAACAGUGUUAUGUGCUGAAUUAUUUUUUCCGUUGCGGUUUAACAUCCGAUGAUUGUUGCACUAAUUAUUAAAUGAAUGUGUUUGUUUUUGAGUCUUAACAAUUCACAUGGCUCACCACACAAGGGAUUACAUGACUCAAUGUUUCCAGUACAAAUAAAGCGGCUUCCACUUCAUAUUCAGACAGAAAAACAAACCAUCCCUAUUUCAACAUAUGCUCUUGAUCAAAAGGGAAAAGGGAACGUGUUUCACAUUAUGAAAAUAAUUUGCUUUAAAUAUACCAUAUAAUGACAAUGCCAGGCUUUCUGUCACACUGUGACUUCACAUAAUUUACAUGCUUAUAUUAGAGGCACAAGAGCUGUGUCAGUGUUUCUCCACUGUUGCAUCAGGUAUAGUAACUACUCUGGAAAUUCACUUCUGAUGCAAAAGUUGAACCCUCACACACCGACCACACAGCUUUGCUUCGCUCACUGCUGUGUGGGCAUCUGCCACACUCCCAUGAACUACACAUCAGCUGUGAGUGUCAGUGUGAGAUAAUCAAUUAACGAUAGUGUGUACGGGGUUCUGCAUGGAAAAAAAUACAGCACUGGUCAGGGCUUUUCUUUUUUUUCAAUGCAAACCUUUGGGAACAUGACAAAGGUCCUCUUGAGGAAACAAUUAUGAAUGAGUGCAUUAUCAGCUCACAUGCUUACAAAUUACCAGGAUGGUUUUAAGUAGUUACCAGUCAAUCUUGCUAGCUUCUUCAGUAUCCCACCAAGCAGAAAAAUACACAAAAAAUUAAAGAAGCUUUGUUCAAGUCUAGCAGAACAACUCAAUGAAAUCUCACAGAUUUUUUAAUGCCAUAAUACAAGUUGUUUUUUUUAAGUGAGGUAUACAUUAGAUCAACAGAAAGUGUGAUGCUUAUAGUACUUUACAGCCAGUACAGCACUUGUGUGAAGGAGCCAGAGCUUCUGAACAAGCUAAGCUACGCAGUACUGAAGGUGACGCAAAUGACCCGAAGUUACCUUUUUAACACACACACACACACACACACACACACACACACACACACACACACACACACACACACACACACACACACACACACACACAUUAUGUAUAGAUAUGGAUAUAUAUAUAGAUAUAGAUAGAUAGAUAAUAAGGAAAGAAAAGGGUAGUUUGAUAAUAAGGUCAAGUGAUGUUAAUAUCUAUAUAGAUAUCAACAUCACUUGACCUUAUUAUUAAACUGCCCUUUCCUUUGGAACUAUGUUUUCCACUACAGCAGCCUUAUAUUUCAACACGUUGUAUCAGAUCAGCCAAAUCCAGCUGGUAUUGAAAAUAUGUACAUUUUGUAACCCAGAGGGAUAAACUAUGAAGCUCUAUGUUUCAACAACAAUAAUCGCCUCAACUGAAGACUGUGGGAGGACGGACAGUAACGCUAAGUGCAUCUCUUAAAUUCUCUUGAGGGAGAACUGCAGGAACUUGGGUUUUUCAACAUCAGCACCUCAUCUGAACCACCAAGCAGCAUUACUUCUUUGUGUGACUCUCUACAAACUAAUUAUUUUUAUUUUUCAAAGAAUCAGAGUAUCUACCCGUUUGUUGUAGCACUCUGUAUACUUCAUGUUUCGACCAAAGUGACUUCAGACUUGGUGAUGUGAACAUGAUUUUUGUAGGGCUGCGGCAGCAUCUGCACCAUGAGAAGGUUGACUGAUGCUCCAUGAUGACUCCCAGGGUCAUUACAUGACAGUUAACUUGAUGGAUGCCAUCAACAGAGGGGUAAUUCUCCUCCUGACAAGCCCCGCCACCCUCUACAGUGAUGAAAAGCCGAUCUGAUGAAUGCUUUCACACAUUUUACAUCCCUGCUCUGUUUUAGGCCGAACAGCCAUUUCUAAUCAUGCCAUGUUGGGUGAAAUAUAGACGACCAAAACUCAGGGAAACUAUGAAGACACAGGAAACUGACUGUAACUCAACAGAAAGACAUAACAGAUAUAUCUCGGGGCUUCAACUUGUUCUUAUUUUACAACACAAUUAUCCAGAGCCAAAGGUUAUGUUGUUAAACUCUUUUCUUUUGCAGAUAAAAGUCGAUAUUUAGUUUAUAAAGAUGAAAACACUAAACCCUUGUGUUUUAGAGCAUUUUUCUUGUUGUCUUAGAGACUGAUUUUUCUGUUUAAUGAAUAAUUAGACUCGAAUUAAAUCAAAAUUUUGUGAUUCAUUCAUGUGUCAGUUGAAGUAGUUCAUAAAAGUCCUUGUGUUUCAAACCUCUCAGGAAGUCUCACUGUAGUAAAACGAACAGAGUUAAAUAGUCAACUAAGUACUUAGACCACAGAUUUUGUGUGGCACUCAAAGGUUAAAAGCGCUUUUGGUAGAGAAGCUCUCUGGAGUACCCACUGCACAUGAGAGCAUGCUUUAGUACCUGAAGUGAACCGCUUCUUGUACAGGUUAAUUCAAUGUUUGGCAUAAAUGGACUUCUCUGUCUAUUGCAGCACGUGAACUGCACACUACAAAAGCAUGCCUGCAUUUUGUCUUCUUAUUAAUUACAGAUUAAUGGCUGUGCGGUGAAAUCUUUUAAACUUCAGCCGUCUGAAGGGUCGGGAAAAUCAAUUUCUACACGUUUAACAUGAUAUGACCUUUAACCUUUGGACCUAAGACAGGUCACAAAUGGGCUCAUUGAUCAAUACAGGAAAGGCUGGUUUCUAUCUUAGAGUGUGAACACAGCAUUAAUAGACUUCUGAGAUUACCAUGUCUAAUAAGUAUUGAUUUGAUUGGUAAUUGGUGAUAAAGCAGUUCAUUCAAAGUGAGGCACCCAUUGAGUUAUUGAUGUGCGUAUCAUUUAUAUUUUUUUCUACAUCCAGUGAAAGGAAAAAUCCCUCAAAAGUGUUGUAGAUACUCCUGGGAACGUUGUGUUUGCUUUAAAAGUGAAGAAGUAUGAGCAUCAUGUUUUUCACUUUUUAUCUUAUUUUUUAUUUUUAUUUUUUUCUGAUAGCUCUCUGUCCUAUUUAUGGAUCAUCAGUCUUUCCUGCCAGUAACACACUUGGUAAAUAAUUAAUAGUCACACCCCAAUGCAUUCCUUUGACUGUCAGAAGUGUAGGACAUCAUGUCUUCACACACACAAGUUAUAGUAAUGCAAGGGUCAAACUGAAAGAAAUGCCCCUCUAGGUCAUGUUGGGGAAGACUGCCUAUAAUGGUUCAUUAAAAAAAAUCUCUUAGAUAUAAUGAGAAGCACUGGGAAUGGGAAUAUAAAGAGGGAAAGGAAACACGAAAGGUAAAAUUAGCUGAUAAAGCUCUGACGGUGUGCAGGUCUAAUAAGGGCUCUAUUGUUCUGUGGAAGUCAAGCCUCUGAUUCCCCAACUGUGAUCUCCCUCUCUCAUAAAAAAACUCCUACACACACAUACUGUGUCCUCCCAUACAAUGAGAUUUGAGUCUUUGGUGCAGUUGUGGGCUCUGUUAGGUGCACUAUGGACGGGUAAACAAUCACAUCAACACAGAAAAAAAGAAAAGCACACAGAUAGAGGACUGGAUUGUGGGGCUAUCUCUCAGUGUUCUGCGGUCCAUCGACCCUGCAUGGCUGCUCUCAGCUGGAUACGUGUUAUCCACAGCAGCACUGCCUGUUAGGGGGAAAGCGAGGGCUGUGGAGGCUGAAAGGGAGGUGGAAAUAAAUGGGGAGGAGGACAGGAUACAGGGGUGAUGCUGUGGAGGAAACGGGAUGAAAAACACAAGGAGUAAAAACAGUAGUAUGGUGGUGCAUGUGCAGCCGACUCACUGGCUUUAGAUUUGAACAGGGUCAGAGGUGAAAUGGGGUUGUCUGUCAGAUGUUGCUCUGCAUCAUAGCUCCAAGGGAAAGGGGUCAGUAGUCAGCCUCCACCUUUAUCUGAUCAGCUCCUCCUCCACCUCCCUCUCCUCCUCCUCUAUCAAGACUCAGGUUGUUUUUUUCUCGCUCUUGUUUACUCACCUCAUGUGUGUCUCUAAUAGGUGUCUAUGGUGAUGUUGCCAUGUGCCAGCUGCCAUCUGCUACCCUUCCCUAUCCAGGUAAGACAUUUCAUACUUUUGUGGCCAGGGUAAAUCUAACAGGUACAUUCCCACGUUAAUUGCUUGCAGUCACUUUCUUUAACGGAUUGACAUGAAAGUCAGACCAAUCUGCCCCUUUUAAAUUCAGCUGGAAAGCAAAUGAGUUUACGUCCCAAAUACUGCUGACCUUUCCUUUGAAAGAGCAUGCUGUAUUUGCAUCGUUUAGACAAAAACACAUAAACAGCUUCUUUUCAUAAAGGUCAUGUCAUACUUUAUCAUCUGUUUCUCAGGGGUUAGUCUGGCAGAACUGUAGCCUUCUGUCUACAUUUUGCUCUAAACUGUGUGUUUUUAAAAUGUUUUACUGAGCUGAGUGGAAUAGUUUUCAUUUAUUAAUGAAACUACUGAAGAAUAUGUAGUACCUAGCAAACAUAGAAACAGGCUUAGGGUUUUUUUGAUAAAAGAUGACUGUUGGUACAAUGCUUUGGAGUAUAACAUAAAAAGCUGUGAAAACUACAUUAAAUCUUCCACUUGUCUCCAAUAAUCUGGACUGAGAGUCCAGACAGAUAUGUGACAACAAAAUAGCAAUUCAUGGAUGUUCGGUUUAAUGUCAACAUGCUGAUCCCUUUACCUCAACAGAUGUGAGAGGACAGUGCGGACAGUCAGAUGCAAGCUGCGAAAUACAAUAAAAUAAUUAAAAGAAAACACAAGCAGUUUGUGCAACUUUUGGCAUGAGUGGCAAUAUCUUUGUUAUUAAAGAAAAAGGGGGACAAAAAGAGAGCAAUUCUUUGUCUCGCAGUGUGUGAUUUGCUUGCACAGUUGCUUUCCAGACAGGAAACUGUGUUUGGGUACUUUCCAAGAGGUUAUAAUGAAGCAAACAUUCAAUUUCAGUGGACACCAUGAAAGCGGGGUAAAGAUGCCAAGGGAUAUUAUUUGGCACAUUUCUGGGAAAUUGGCUGUGAGAACUGCCAAUUAUAUUAAAGUGUACUUUUAAUGGAAUGUAUGGGGUAAAACUGUUAUUAGCAUCAGAGCUUCAUAAAUACAUACUUGUUUUAUUUCACUAAACACGUAAAUAUGUCUAUGCCCCACUACACGAAUGCACACAUAAAUACACAAUGCCACAUCUGCAGCCUUGUUUCAGCAUUGUCCUCUAAACUUUGCUCAUUAUAAAGUUCCAUUUUGUGUUCAUUUGAGAGGGGUCUCUGAUAAUGAUGUAACUUAAAAACUCACAACUCAAGACUUUUCAGUGGGAUACUAGAGCCCACAUUCAAGAGCUCUAUUUUUUCCCAAUGCCAAACUAAACCACAUUCCACGAACAUAUACUGGAGAUAAAACCUGCAUGACUUACAGAUCACAGAAUGGAUACGUAACCUUCACAGACAACACAUAUUUUCUGAAAAAGCAGAUUAUAACUUACAUCAUACAUUCAUCAAAUACAGUUUAUGAUGUUUGAUUUACAGUAGACCUAUGCGCUCCUGUUACAUUUUAACAGAAACAACUCUUUAGAGCAAAUGCAUUGGGACAGCAGACUGAAAGAAACCAAUAUUAUGUAUUAUCAUACAGUAUAAUACAAUUAAAUUCGGUUGAGUAUCAUACCAUGCCAUACCCUACAAUGCGGCAUGAUAGAAUACAUUAUAAUACAAUUCGCUAUUAUAUACUACGAUACAAUAUGAUACGAUACGAUACAAUAUGGUACAGUACAAUAUGAUGUGCUAUGAUACGAUAUGAUACUCAACGAUAAGAUAAUACCACUCACUCAAAGAUGUUUGAAACCAAAGUACUUAAAAUAUAUAUCAGUCAGGUCUGAACAAAAGUGAUUCUAAAAUUACUGAAACUUUUAGCUGUGUUAGCUUGGAUUCUUAUAAAGUUUUUAUUGGUUUGUUAGGCUAUUUUGAAGGAUUUUAUGUCUGUUUUUAAGUUUGUGUUUUGUUUUGUUGUUUUUUUUCUCAUGAAAAACUGUAGGGAAAAAUUAGCUGUAGCUUCAGCCUAAACCUUCUUGAUUUGCUUAAUUUUUUUUUCUCUUUUAUGAUUCUUUUUGUAUUUGUUAAUUUAAAAAAAAAUUUAAUAAAUGAAAAAUAGUUAAAAAAAUAAUAAUAAAUUCGAUCCACAUGUUGAUCAUUUAGGGUCAAUAAAAGGUGACUUUUAUUUUCAGCACAUGUGGAACACUCAAGUUUUAUUAAUAGAUUUAAAAAUGCAGAAGCUACAAACAACAACAGUGAUCGAUCCCCAUCCGAAACAGAGACAAUGACAACCAUAAAUCACAUUUAAUAUAGUGCACAUAGUUCAACAUACAACAUAUCUGUGAUAAGAUAAGGGGAUAAGAAAACCAUGAAGCCCUGCAGCUCAAAGGAACAUUUGUGAUAUGAUCAUUGCUGGCACACAUAAAGUUUUUAAAUGGUUUAGCGCUAUGAAACGAUUAAUGAUGAUUAAUAUUUCUAAUGAUUCAUUUUUUUUCAUGAAUCCUUUUUCAGUUUUCCUCCCACAUUCUAGCUAAACACCAGUUCAGAUCUCUGUCUGAUGAGAGAGAACAGAGCUAAGACAUAGAAAUAGUCUACUUUUAGGUCAACCCCUCAGAGAAGAAGAGGUGCGUGUUUGUGCUCGCAUGUGAGUGUGUAUGUCUGAGUGUGGGUGGGUGUUUGUCUGGGUUUGUGUGUUUGUCUGUAUGUGUGUGUGUGUGUGUGUGUGUCAUAUUACAGAGCAGAGAGGUAAAGGUAUGGCAGCCGCCUGCAGGAAAAUCUGAGCUGCCUGCAUCUAAGAGAAGCUUUCAUCCUCCUACCUACCCACCAAAGACGGGAGGCACACACACGCACACACACACUCUAACUCUCUGCCUUUUGCACGCAUAUACACACUCCCUCAUGAACAAGGGUUGAGGUUGGGGAUCCCAAUAAUCAACAGAUAUUUCACUACAACUGCAGCUCCUCGGUCUAGAUUGAUUUUUGUUGCCAAAAUGUCAACAUCCAACUUCUGUCUUAUUUCUCCUGAGAUCCAGAGAAGCUUCAAGAGAGGAAAGAAACACAACAUUUAAAUUUAGAAAGUUAUUUUCUGCUCUCAAGUUUAUUCUGAUUUGGUAUUAGCUAAAUGUAUUUUAAAAAUAUAAAACGGAAAGGGAGAGAGUCUAGGGUGGGAACAGGUUAUUUAUUAUCUUCAUGUCAGUGUAAUAAUAGAACCUUUGGACGUGUAGUAUAAUGAGUUUGCAUAAAUUUCUAGAAUCUGCAGGAAUAGAAAGGUCAGAGUCUGUGCAUCAAGGGCUGGUACAUGCUGACUUUCAUACUCCGCUGCCUUGCUAUUAACAUGCAAUAUAUCUUAUCUGAUCUUUAUUAAGAGCAAUGCAUGUCAAUGCUAGGUUUUCUAAGCCUUGCAGAACUCUCUGCAAUCAGAUUGCUAACAAAUCAUCACUUGGAAGUGGUAUGGCUCGCACUAUGAUGAGCUCUUUUACAUAUCUUAAUCUGUAGCCAGUCAUAUAUUUAUAUGGUAAUAGAUAUUUCCUGAAUAGCGCUUUCCCUCAUCUUUCUGACCCCUCAAAUCACUUUUACUUGAUAUUUUACAUUCACCUACUUAUACAAUAUUCCUACAGUGAUAGCAGAAAACACAACGUGAGGAAGCGUAACUAAGCAUGCUAACCACCUGGUAGCUAUCAAGUUCACCAUCAAGAUUGAUGGCAGUCCAUUACAUAGUUGCCCAUGUUAUUGAACAAUGGAACAUUAAUGUUAUAAUACUGUUGUCCCUUAGGAAUCACUCAAGUCUUUAGGAAACGUCAUCUGGGAACAAUAAAUACAAAAAUAGAGUUGAAAAAUAGAGCUGUCUCAUCUAGAUCUCCACUAUCUAAUCAGAGCCCCUUUGUGCAGCCUUUAACUGAUUUAAACCAGCUGUCAUAAACUGAGAAACAAGUAAACAAGUAACUUGGCAUUAGCAGCCCUGUUGUAAAUUCUCUAUUAUUUGUUUAGACUGGGCCUUUUAUCUUGUUUAUUUUGUUCAGACCUCUCAUGGGACCAACCAGGGUCAUAGUGUGGUGCAUGAGAACAUCAUAAGCAGAAAGUACGUUUGUGAAGAAAGCCAGUGAUGAAUAGCUUAUUUCCUGAUAUAUCCAUAAGAACUUAAUGCUGCAUGUAGUGGGCAUUAUUUCUGUUAAUUAACAGUGACUCAUUUCUGAUCAGGCAGUUCCUGUAUUUGAUGUGAUUAAUGUGUGUAUGUGUUAUACCAGCAAAGCUAAACGAUUAGCUAAGCUGUUAAUAUAAAAGUGUUUCAUUUGCUGCAAUAUGAUCCAAAUAAAACUGGCCUUAGAAAUUGUGAACAUCAUUUUUUCAGCAAUCAUUCACUCAUCCGCCUGUAUUACUGCAGUCAACAGUUAACCUCAACUACUGACUGUUGAAAACUCACAUAUCGUUCACAUUGGACCAAAAACUUGUUAUAUGUUGAUAAAGUCUUCAAAACUAUUUCCCCAUUCAGCCUUAUCAGGCAUUUUCCACCCAAACAUAGGUUGGGUCGCAAUCAGGGAACUGAUUUAGCUCAUCUAGUUGAGCUAGAAACCAUGGUCUGGGUUUGACUUCCCCCUUUGGCAUUUUGCUGCAUUUCAUUCACUCUCGUCUCUGAAUGUCCGAUGUCUCUCACAGCUGUCCUAUAAAAAAGCAAAACGAACAAAAAAAAAAUCUGAAAACUAAGGACCCAAGCGGUGAUUAAUUGGCCUUCAAACCUUUGUUGGUGGCAGCAGAUGCAUCAUUGCACUGGGGCUGUAGCUCUCAUCAUGAACCAAACAUGUAUUUAGAUAUGUUCAGGCUGAGACUGUAGGCAUCCAUGUAUAAUUUAAAGCAACCACAAAAAUGUAGCCUUGUAUUUUACCAGCAGGUGGGGCUAUGAAUUUGGCUGUAAUCAUCAUAUUAAUGGUACCAUUACCAUUAACAUGGUAUUGCAUGGGCCGAACAAUAGAGCUCGAAAGCUAACUCAGAAGUGUAAAUGGAGGUUUGUACCCCUUUCCACCAAUAGGUAGUGGUGUCAAUAUAAGUGAAAUGUUGACAAGCUAAAGCUGGUACCAUCACCAAAGCUGUGAAUCGUCAAGUAGAUCUGACAUGAGAUGAAUAGUUAGUACACUGUAUCCCCGUAGAACUGCAUAGGUGACAAACCAUAGACUGUAUAGACUAUGGACAACUUGGUUCCACCAGUAUACGGAUUUAAAGCCAAAAAGCUCUCAGUAAUUCCGCGUUUUUUUCUCCACUUCCUGAAACCAACAUUGCGCAGUAGUGUUGUACGUACUCCACCACUUGCGCAGUAGCAUUGUACGCAUUCAGCAGGAGAGUCGCUGUGAUGACGCUCGUCUCAAACAGCAUAUCCCCCGGGUGAGCCACGCAAUCUUCGUACACCCCUAAGGCUGCAUCAAGUGUCAAUCAUAGAAAACAUGAACCCCCCAAUAACUUUUAAAAAUGGAGCUGCACAGAAAAAAAGAGGACUUGAGCACAAAACUUAUGAUUAAUACAUGUCAACAUCACAACCAGGAGGGAGAAAAAUGUACAUUCUGUGUAAUAAAUUUCUAAAGUUUGUCCACAGCUCCAUAAGGAUGGCUGAAGGAGGUGGGAUUUAUGACCUAUACUGCAGCCCGUCACCGGAGUGUGCUGUUCGGCUUCACCCAGCGAGGAGGCAGACACUGUCCAUUCUUUAUACAGUCUAUGUGAAAAAUCUGCAUAUAGUAGAUGUGUUGAGAGGUGUACCUUACUCCUGUAUAUUUUCAAACAGAUCAAACAUUCUUUGCAGGAGUCAAGAUAACUUCCUGUUUUUUUAUCAAAGUUUGACGCACUGUUAAGGUCACACCCCACUAAAAAAACUGAGAACACUAAUGCUUCAUCAUGGUGUAAAGGAUUGGCUGUAUCUUUACCCCAUUUACACACUAUAAAUAUGAACAGAAGAAAAAAACAGCAUUACAGUUAGAAUUGUGAUUUCUUGUGAUAUUAAAAGUUUUACGUUUUUAUGAAUUUUAUGAAAAUAUCCUCCAACUUGUACUUCUCAUUUAGUCUCACUCUGACAAAAACUCAGUUUUAACAAAUUUUUAAGCUUUGAUAAGUGAUCUCAAAAUCACUGAUUUGCAUAGGAGUUGAUCUGAAGAAACCCCAAAAAUUAGUUUGUCCGGUCAUAUAUGCCGUAAAUUGAAAUCAAAACCCAUACUUCAUAUGGGUUAAGAUUAUAAAUUUAGCUGCAAGAGAAUUUCUCUGUAGGUCUCAAUUUGACAAACACGCAUGCUCAUAUGUACGUUAAAAUAACCUCUAGGGGAGGGGUAUUUGAAGCUAUUAGGAGGCAGGAUUGAGACAUAUUUGCAAUGUUUCUCCCAAGACCCAAAAGAUAUAUAAUUCUUCGCGAUGCCUGAUGCAUGAUCAACAGUAGAAGGGGCUCCUACAUUGAUAUAUCUGGUAAUGUGUUAAUGUUUAAAGUAAGAAAGAACAAAAGAAGUUUCACUAUAUGAACAUGAAGUCAGGUAUGAUUUUUGCACUUGUGUUUCUUAAUCAUGCUAAUAUGGCUAAUAAGUCACACAACAACAUGAAAGAGCAGCCUUCUUGUCUUUCUUUUCAAGGGUCAAUGCGUCCUGAUAUCACGUCCAGAUCGGGUCACUGAUACUGGAGAAGUUUUAAACACCAGAGAUUAAUAGACUUUUUGAUUCCCUACAGCAUCUUUUGAUUUAGAAAUUUGUACAUUUACUGGUGAUUACCCACGUGACAUCUUCAGAGUAAGUUGAAAAUCCUCCAGGGCCAGCAAAACUUUGUGAAGUUGUCGUCACAAAGAUUUUUUUUUUCUUUCAAGUUAAUUAACUCUGACAAGGGAAACUUGGACAUCCCUUUUGAAAGUUCAAUGGUGCACCUUUGAGGAUCUAUAUAUAAACAGUUGAGGCAACCCCCUGCAGACAAGUAUACAGUGACUGCUUUAAUCCAGAUGUAACUUAUGAUUUAUAGCAUCAGCUGUUGUUCGUCUCAUUGUUGUUGGUUAGCUUCCUUUGUAGUAAAAUGCAUUCAGACCUCACACUGUAAUUAUGCAGGAUGGAGGGGAGCAAUAAAUCUGAUAACACAGGCACACACACACACAUAUAUAUGCACAAACUCUCCCACACACAUAUACUCAGGGGUAUAAACUCAUGGACGAGCAGAGAAUUGUUGGAACAGAGAUCAGAUUAGAGAAGCUUUUCUGAUCUGUGGAGAAAGAAGGGUGGGCUCAUGUAUCAACCAGCCAUCUAAGCUGGCUUAUCCUGAUAUAACCAGGAGCAAAGACACACACAUAUACACACACUUCGGGAAAAGAAAGUUUACUGGGUGAUGUGGUUGGAGAACAAGUGGAAGCAAUGCAAUCUCCAAACAAUUCCAUAUCCCUUUUAGUCAUGGCCAGGCUUUGGCUGUGAAGCGGAAACAACUUUGAGCUCUUGUUAACAGCGUCCCCAAACUCCCCUAUUGAUCUACUUUGCUGCCUCUAUACUUUGUCGUUACUCUUAUAAAAGUAUUUCACUCUGCAGCUCCCGACUUUCACCGUCAUGCUGAUCGACAUUUCUAUCUUUCUUGUCUCCUCUCCAAGUAGGACUGAUGUCCAAAUGUUGUGCCCCUCCAUGAGUGGUCCAACCCAGCUCUCCCUGACCGUUUCAUGGACAACAGACAGACCCAAGCAUCCAAGUCCGCUGCUUGACUCAACCCCAGCUUGCACUGAAGACCGCACCCAUAACCCCUCACCCCUUAUUGUCACCCUCAGCCCCCCACCUCCCUCUGUCCUACUCUCUCUCAAGCCUCUCCUCACAUUUUGACAACCCCAGUCCUCCCUAAGCCCAACAUGGUAGUCCACAUUCUCAUUCUACUUCUGGUCAUGAUGUGUCGGGGCGUCUUGCUCUCUGUCGGAGACCAGCCACAGCAGUCGCGCCGAGAGAUCCGCAUUGAGGGAGAUCUUGUGCUGGGGGGCCUGUUCCCAGUGCAUGAAAAGGGUGCCGGGAUGGAGGAGUGCGGGCGUGUGAAUGAGGACAGAGGGAUUCAGAGGCUGGAGGCCAUGCUGUUUGCCAUAGACAGAAUCAAUAUGGACAACGUUCUGCUGCCUGGGGUCUCUCUGGGGGUGCACAUACUGGACACCUGCUCCAGAGAUACCUAUGCACUGGAGCAGGUGGGUGAGGGUGAUCUAUGCACAUAAUUAUCUAUUUAAAACACUGUUUAAAUAUAGUUUUGUGUGAGACAAAAUCUUGCCUUUGUCCAUCAAAAAAAGCUUUCCAUUUCAAACUCAAGCAUGGCUUUUGGAAAAACACAACUUACUGACUGACAUCCUCAAAAAACUUACAUGGAUGGAGAGAGUUAUGUAAAAUACAAUAAAAAAACUCCCUUUUAAUGACUUUUUGUAACAAUAACACACCAGCAGCAGACCUGCCCAGUUAAUCUAUCACAGGCAGGUGUGUACUGGGUCUGUGGUCUUUUGGAUCUCCGUUAACAAGGGUCUUAUCAAACAUAUCGUGAGAUAAAUAAGAGCAGGAGAUAAUACAAAGCAUUGACAUUUUUCUGCUGCCCUGUGUCAAAAAGUCUCCACUGCUUUGUGUCAGAGAGUCUCAGAGGAGAUAGAACAACCAAGCUCCCUCUAUGGACAUCCAUUCAGUACCUUCAUGGUGUUGAAUGGAUGUUGGUGUUCCUAUAUUUGCUGCCCCUGAAGUCAGCAUAUGAGGAAAGAGUUGGGUAAUUAGAGAGAAGACUUUUGGUCUACAGAAACCGAAGUCCAGCAAGAUGGGAAUGGUGGUAGAAAUCCCAUUUUGAAAGAACAGUGACAGAUGUGUUCCUUCAGAGUAUUGGAAAGGAGAAGGCUGUUCUGAUCAGAAACUCUUAAAGGUAUGGUGGCUGGCAUCUUGGUGUUGGGGGGGGUGCAGAUUUACCAAGCGAAGUAGUGUGAAGUCCUGAAAUUGGUCAUAGAUGCCUGUCCUUUUAAAACCUCUUGAGUCUGUGAACUCCUAGCUAUUGUUGCCUAGGUUACAGGAACAUGCCAACCAUGCAUUUGAGACUUCUUGGCACUUCAGAAGAGAACAGCUCUGUUAAAAAUGUGUUCUGCUGCUUUGUGGUCAUCAUCAGCUGUGUUCACCUGAUACUACCAGCAAAUAAUGCAGUAUUAGCACUCUUUGGAUAGUUUGUUUUGCAGGCAUGCAGAAGUGUUUUGCAGGUUCAGACUUAGAAAUCUGUGUUUUGAGUGUUGACUUUUGCCUGCUAUUACCUGUGAAUGAAGAUACACCUCUUUUUGACAAAUUGUUUGAAAUGCUCUAUUUAAUUGUUAUUGCUGCUGGUGACUCAAAUUUUACUAGAAUUCACAUAAAAUAUGCUUUACAAAUGGAGUUCUGGUGCAGAAAAAAAAGAAAAAAAUGAUGAUCUUCCAUUUUAACCCAAACCUAUAAAGUCACAUUAGAAGACAUCAAACAUCUUAAAAUACUUUUAUAUCCCAUCUGGGUAAAUUUGAACUUGCCUGAGAUAAUAGAGACAAAUCCUUUGGGAGAAAUAGAUAUUGAGUUUAUUUGCAAUUAUGUAUUAAAUGAGCUGGAUAUUAAAAUAUGACAGGUGUCCCUUAGGAACUGCUAGCUUUGACAAUUACACUCUCUCUCUUGUUAUUGGAGUAUGAGGGGAUGUUUCAUCUGGUGAUCGUAUUCAGAAAAUGAACUGACUGUAUCAGCUGAGGCUUUUUGAUGAUGUGUCGCAGGUUAAUUUGCUGUUUAUCCAAAGACCCACAAUACCAUAAUAUUUACAAAUAGUAUAAAGUCCCAUUAAGAAGACAGAAACCACCAGUCAAACUUAAUUUGCCUGAUAUUCCCAACAAACAGACUUCUUAGAAUUGUGUAGAUCAGUGGUUCUCAACUGGUGUCACUCGGAGACCCACAUUUUCCCAUGGUCCUUAAGUAGCGACCCACUUUUUUAGAAUUCAAACCAACCAAUUUAAUUUUUAUUUUAAAAAAACCUUUAAAGACUCUAAUAAUAAACAUAAAUCCACAUGUUUUAUUGGGUAAAGUGCAUUGACAACAUGACAGACAACAUGAGGACAACAACUACUGAAGUUGCAUACAGAAAAUAUAAGAUAUCUAAUAAAUAUCGCAAUAAAUAUUUACUUUUUUGACCAGCUGUUCGUGACCCAGCCAGAAUAUGUCCGCGACCCACUUUUGGGUCAGGACCCACCAGUUGAAAACCACUGGUGUAGCUAAUAUUGGGCUUAUGGUUCCCAAUAAACUGCACAGCUUUUAAAUGAAAUAAGUGCGUUUCUGUUUCCCAGGCCUUGGAGUUCGUAAGAGCCUCCCUCACCAAGGUAGACGACACUGAGUUCAUCUGUCCUGACGGAUCUUACGCUCUGCAGGAGGACAGUCCGCUGGCGAUUGCUGGAGUCAUUGGUGGUUCCUUCAGUAGCGUUUCCAUACAGGUAAUGCAUUUCACACCGGUACAGGAGCCACACAAAUACAUUUCACUAUCACCAUGUCUUCUUUCCUCAUCUUUUACUCAUCCAUGCCCAUCAAUGUGCAAUGCCCAAGUGUGCAAAUGCUGACUUCCCGUGACUUAGCAUGUAUGUGUGUGUGUGUGUGUAUACUUAUUUCUUAGAAUCAGUUCCAUAUUUGCGCCUUGUGUGUCUUCCUAGCUCCUGUAGCUCUUGUCACAGAGCCGGGUAAUUUGCAUAGUUUAGCAUAAAACCUCCUUCUCCUUUACUCCUCUGUGGCUGCACAAAAGCAUCUUCCUAUCAGUCCUUAAAUCCCUAAUCUCUGCAACGUCUUCCUGUAUUCGCUUUUUCUCACUGUUUCUUUUCCUCCCUUUUUUCUUUUAUUUUUUUUUCUGUUCCUCAAAUCUUUGCUCUCUCCCUUCUUUUACUUCCAUCUCCUCUUUUUUUUCUCCAUCUUCAUAAGCAUUCAGAGGCAUCCCUCUCAGCUAUUUAGGAAGAGCUCGGUGUAUGCUGACCUCAGCCCCCUUCUUCUUCUCCUCCUCCUUCUUCCUGGGGCAACCGUUAUUAACCCAUCUUUUGCCCUUCAUCACUCAUAAUUAUCCCUUGUUUUUUGCUGCUCAGUCUUGUUGCCCUUUGUAAUUGUUGCUGUUGUUUUUAUCUAUAUUUCCUAUGAGGCAGCACUAUUUACUGAAUCCAAAAUGUAAUCCCUCGUCUGAUCUCUAGUCAGUGACGCUAAUCCAGCAGCCUUCCCAUACUUCUUUCUACUUCGCCAGCUUCUUUAAAACUAGGCAACAGGAAUUAAUUUCAUCUCUGACUAUGUAAAACUUAACUUCAGUGUUUUAAAGGCAUUAACAUACCAUGCAUGAUCCCUCCCCUCCACUCCAACACAUGCAUGUAUGUGUCGCGGUGUGUCUACGUGCGAGUGUGUGACUUGCAUUCCAAGCAGAAAACACACAGCAGCCCUCCACUGCACCAAUUUUUUCCUCCUUUUCCUUUCAUUUUUUUCCCUACACAUCCCUCAUAUUCAGUCCGUUCCUACAGUGUCUCUCUCUCACAGGAAGGUAGCGGCUCUUCACUAACAAAGUAAACUCUCAGUGUCCCUACAGACAGGCCUCUUAGCUAGCUGUAGUCAUUGUUCACCGGCAAGUAAUGGAGCAAUGCAGUUAAAUUUUGCAGCAUGACCUUCCCUGACAUUCAAGUCAACUGCCAUCUUUAAACCAUAAAACCUGCGGCGAGUACUAUAAGCAGCAUGCGUGCGUGAGAGUGUGUAAUACUUGUGCAUUAGAGUCCAUGUGUCUGUGCAGGUGUUGGUAUGGAUGUGUCAUCUCGCAUCGUGCACACCAUUUUAUGUCUAUGAGUGAACAUCCUAAUCUUCUAUAUUAUUAGUCUAAUGAGAUUCCGACACGUUGUCAAAACAGCUCAUCAACUGGGCUAUGAAUGAAACAUAGAAAAGCCCAGAGUGAUGCGCUCUAAAAGGAUUAAACUGAAGCUAGAACAGAAUGUCUGUUAUUAUGUAUUUAUUGUACGUGUGUGCCUAUUUUCUUGUGUUUGUUUACAUGCACACAAGAAUGUGUAAUUCUUGUACUUCGUCUAUAUUUGUAGUGGCAUCCAUAACAAAACACAUAAUGAAGAGAACAUGACCAAUCAUCAUUAAGCGGAAAUAUUGUAGGGACAUCAGUAGAGCCAUCACUAAUGUACGAGUCGGAGAGUUAUUGAACCCUCAGCCCGCGUGUUUGUGUGUGUGCUUUAUUUUGCUUCUUCAUGUGCACAUAGUACUGUAUGCCCUCACUUGCUGCCUUUCCUUAAGUUAUCACAUUAUGUAUGAAGCAACAGUGGCAGCUGUGACUCUGAGAGAAGAGUGGUUCAUCCAUUAAGAAGAAGAUCUGUGACUCAAUCCCCUGCUUUCACAGUGCACCUGCCAAAGCGUUUUUGGGCAUGAUAUUGAAGCCACAAAACGCAAACAGCUAAUGGUGUGUGAGAGAAAUUGGUUAAAUAACAUCUCCAUACUAAAGAAAGGAGGGAUGACACAUGUAGUGUGAAGGAUUUUGAUUGGUUGAUGGUCUAUAAAACGGCAGUUUUCCAAGAUUUAGUACAUUUGCUUUAAACACAUCCAUUAUUCAAGUAUAUAUCAAACUUUUUUCAGGUUUUUGUCAUUAUACCCACUAUUUUUACAAGAAUUAAGUUGUAUUAAAUUCAUUUUCUUCAAAGUCAUAGGAAAGUCAUUACACUAAAGUAAAAAAAUCUGUUACAAACUUCAGGUUGUUAUUUAGUCAACAAUUAGCAACGUAAUACUGUUUUGAAGGGGGGUUCAGCUCUGUUUUCUGCAAUCUUUCAAAGUCCUGAAACUCUUAACAUUAAAAAAAUUAGAAACAAUUUCAAAAGAAACUCCAUGUUCCUCUUGUUGGUACAAACAGCUGGCCGCUCACCACAAACCAAAAUUAGGACUUAAUCACAACUCUAUUCUUCGAACAUGGAGACUUUGUUCUUGUAAUAUUAUGGCUUUGCUACAACUUAAGUCUAGUCUUAUAAUGACGUUACUGUAAUUUUAUCUUGUAAUAGAAUGAGUUUACCAUGACUAUUCUUGUAAGAAAAAAUCGUAUUGAUUUUUUAAAUGUGUAUUUUAAUAUUAGAUCAUAUAGACAAGGAUAAAUUUACUUUCCAGCUACCAAAUUCAAUUUUUUUACAGCCUGUUCAUGAAGGAUUGGUCCACUACUUUUCCUCUUUGCUAAUGUUGUGAAAGUUUAAGAGCCAUGGUGGUGUUGUGAAGUCAUUCUGCUUAAACACUAAAUGACUGGAUGCUUCCACAAUGCCAUAAUGCUAUCUAAAAUGGGAACAUAUCAGCGUGCCAUUUUUUCCUUUAACAUAAGGUAUAAGCAUAAUGUUGGAAAAGAACAAUGUUUUAACUGUACUAUGAAUGGAAACUUUAAGUUUAGUGUUGUUUAUAGGGGUAAAGCAGGUCAAUGUAAAGACUGUAAUUAAAUGAAAAUGGUAAGUUCAAUGUUAAGUGAUGGUGAGUAGGUUCCAUAUGUUUCCUUACAUUUAGAUGCUUGCCAUCUAUGUUAUACACAAAGUGUCUUUUUUGUUAUUGUUGUUGUUGGAGUACUUAAAAAUAAACUGUGAGGUAAGGUAAGUGACAUUGCUGCUGAUGCCUCUCCAGACAUUUGAAUUGUAAACACUUGGAGCGGCUGCUUAUUCACUACUCUAACUCUCUUCUGCCAGACUGAUGCCAUGUGCUUUCCACUGGGAUAACUGCUAAUCCCUCUCUUGCUCGAAGAGAAUACUUUGAUGAGUCAGAAUAAAGUUGUCAUACAUUUUGAAAGGGUUUGUACUUUAUGAGUUAAUCACCCAAAUUAUGUCUCAUUUUAGUCCAUCUCUUUUUCUCAGGUCGCCAAUCUUCUCAGGCUGUUUCAGAUUCCUCAAAUAAGCUACGCUUCAACCAGUGCAAAGUUGAGCGACAAGACACGCUACGAUUACUUUGCCCGCACUGUGCCCCCUGACUUCUACCAGGCCAAAGCCAUGGCAGAGAUUCUCCGCUUCUUCAACUGGACGUAUGUGUCUACUGUUGCGUCAGAGGGGGACUACGGUGAAACUGGCAUAGAGGCUUUCGAACAGGAGGCCCGCAUGAGGAACAUCUGCAUUGCUACUUCGGAGAAGGUAAAUCAUGGAAGGGCAUAUAAUAAUGCAUUUAAAUCAGCAGGACUACAAGCAAUCACUGCUAGGAGCGAUACAACGAAAUCACACACUUUUAUCAGCAGUGUCACACUGGUGUAUGGCCUUGAGCUGCAGCAGUAACACUGAGCAAGGUGCUGAAUUUGUGGCCUCAUAAAAGUUUGUAUCCAAUUCUUCUUGUUGUCUUACACACAAAUAGGUUUGAUAUUACACUGGUGCUUUCAGUUGUGUACCAAUAAAUGAGAGCUUAUCUUGAGAAACUCAUUCUGGGUAGUCUCACAGUCACAUUUUUCAUCUCAUUUGCUUGGGAGGUGCACGGUGAAGUGAAAACACAGUACCCUAAAUAUUUUUAGCUUGCUUUUUUCUGCGAAUGGUGGAGAUAAAUUGUCCCAACUGGAGGAUGAGACUAAAAUAUAGAAAUAGAAGACACACUCACAAUACAUCUCUUAAUACAUUAUUGCUCUCUAUCCAUACAGGUGGGGCGUUCCAAUGCCAAGAAAUCCUAUGAAGCUGUUAUCCGUCAACUCCUCCAGAAGCCCAAUGCCCGUGUGGCUGUCCUCUUCUUGCGAAGCGACGAUGCAAGAGAGCUGCUGGCAGCUGCUGCCAGGCUUAACACCUCCUUCAUCUGGGUGGCGAGCGAUGGCUGGGGUGCGCAGGAAAGCAUUGUCAAGGGAAACGAGGUCACUGCGGAGGGAGCCAUCACACUUGAAUUGGCUGCCAAUCCUGUUCCAGAAUUCAAUCGGUACUUUCUCGGUCUUAACCCUGUUAAAAACCAUCGUAAUCCUUGGUUCAGGGAAUUCUGGGAGCAACGAUUCCAGUGCUCUUUGGGAAGUGGGGGAGGAGGCGAGUUGCCUCUCCCACCAUGUGACGAAGACUUAUCAAUGGACGAGAGUAACUUUGAACCGGAGUCCAAGAUCAUGUUUGUGGUGAACGCAGUGUACGCCAUAGCCAUCGCUCUCAAUAACAUGCAGAGGAGCCUGUGCUUUAACACCACCAAGCUGUGCGACAGCAUGAAGGCAUUAGAUGGGCGCAGACUCUACAGGGAUUACAUCCUUAAUGUCAGCUUCACAGGUAAGAGAAGUGGUGCAAUAUGGUGUUAAAGGUGGAUGAAAAGACGGCAGAAGUAAAAGUUGAAGAUGAAGUUGAGAAGAGAGGAAAAAAUUAAAGGAUAGUGAGGAAUAGGCAGGAAUAUAAGUUUUGUGCCUAGUUAACAGUCCUCUCAAGAACAACACAGGAAUGUUAUCCUUCUCAUAAGCCAAAGCAACCAAGCCAAAGAACACAACAAGUACCGAGACAAAUCCACUUAAUUGCUAUGUAUUGUCAGAGCCAGCCUGCCAUUGACACCUAUUACCCAUGCGUAAUUUAUACGACACUACAAAGUUGCUUUGAGGAAAGAGCGCUGCAGUUAAUCCGUCAGCCAUAUUCUUCUUUCUUGCACUAAUGAGAUUGUGUGUGUUAUAAUAGCUCCUAUAGCAGGCUGCCAGUCUGUCUGUCAGUCUCUGUAGAGUUGGGAGAAGAAGAGACAGAGGAUUGGCUUGACUGACAGAUGGCGUACAAAGGAAGCGUUAUAAAUAAACUGCUGUGUCUUGGGGACUGACACAGGUUUAGAGGUGCUUAUUCCUCCACCAACCGUGACCAAGAGCAGACAUCAAAACCGCCAGACAAACAGCACUUACACGGCAGCUUUGCAGCUUUGGACGCUGGGGAGAGAGCAGAAGGGAUGGAUGGAGGACAAAGAAUGGCAUCACCAAAGAAGGGAGGGGGAAGGAGGCUUACAGAUAAGAAUGACAGGCAGACUGGAAUGGAAAAAAGAGAGAGUUUAGGGUAAGGUAAAGAGGAGUAAGGCAGAAAAAGAGAUAGGGAGGGAAGGAAAGAAGGAACAAGGGAGCAGUGAGGCAAUGAUAGAGUGGGACAGCAUGCGUCAGCAGAAGAUGAGGCUUCUCUUUGAAAUUCCCCAUCUUCAUUUUUGCUACAAAUCAAAGGACUUGGAGCAUUUCUGCCUGAGAGGAGGGAGACAGAAAGAGAGGGAGAACGUAAGUAAGAGUUAGAGAGAAAGACAGGGAAGAAACAGUGAAGGAAAAUGCAGUUACAGGAUAGCCACUCCCUUCUAGGAUGCUUACAGAGAGGGAUGGCUCAGAUAUGCAGAUUCACACAUGGAAAGUUUCAAAAGGCUGAGGAGUAAGUUGGAGAUGAUGGUGUGAAUCCCUCUGUGACUCUAUGUUUGUUGAUCCCCCCCCUCCACUUCCUCCAUGCCUCUCCUUUUUCACUUGUGAUGUGCAUCCAUGAGGCGCAUGUCUUACACUGCAGUAGAAACAGAGAGGCAGGAUGUAAAAGGUUGAGUUUUUUUUUACUGCUAAACUAAAUGGCGACAGCAAACAGCUAUAUUGGUUCCAAAGAGGAAAUGACUGGAAGUGCCUUUUUUUUUACUGGUUAGUUUGUCUUGUGUGACGCACUCACUCUGCUGUACAUAGAAGUCCCUCCGUCUACAGUAUGUUAGGAAGGAGCUGAGGUGAGUUGAGGUUGAAUGUGGGGUAUAAAUACUGCAGCAUCACCAUCCGCAGUGCUCCCAGUCUGAACUGUAGCAGACGCAAAACCAACACUUUUCUGCGUUCCCUGCUUCUCUCCAAUCUCCUUCUCUUCUACACAUAGGCAUGUUCAUUUUACUGAUCCGACAUCAGAGCAAAGUUGAUCCCACUGGUAUCUUCAGACCGUCUUCAACAUUACUUACAUAAGACUGCUUUUCGCUGUAUGUUUUUCUCCGGCAGUGUAUGUGAUGCACAGGAGCGUUAUGUUGUGCAGUUUGGAGUGUGUUUUUAUAUGCUGCUCUCUUUAUCUAGCCUCAUCUCGCUAGUUGCUAUGGUAAUGAAGCCGACACCAUUGCCAAUUGUUGAAGUGAUCCAGUAGAUCAUGGGAGCUGCUCUCGACCAUCCAGUAUCACACAGGGGCGCGUUUUUGCAUUUUUUUUUUUUUUUUUUAAUAAUCACAAAACACACACAUACAAACAGACAAGAGGCUAAUACACAAACACAGUCAGCGUCUUUACAAAGAGGCAGCUUGAAAUGCUUGUUUUUUUUUUCAGCAGUAUGAAAUUGCAGACACCCCCAGCCCACACACUUCUCAAAGCCAUCAUUCAACUCCCACCCACCCACCGCCCUGAUCUGCAGCAAACAUAUCAGUAUACACAUACACGCACGCACACACACACACACACACACACACACACACACACACACACACUUCUGUUGAAAUAGUGGUGAUAGAUGUGAUAUUCCCUUUUCUCUGCGCUUUUGAGUGUGCACAAAUGUGUGUGUGCGUGUGUUUGUUAGAGAGAGUGUGUGUGAGUGUGUGUGAGUGAUACGUCUGUGUUAGCAGAGGCGGUGUGCCUUCAGGGCCAUAUUGAGCAGUGAGCUUACUGCAACAUUAAGAUGCUAGAGAACAACCUUCACUCCUUCUCUUCCUCAUUUUUUUUACCUUCACACUCUUCCUCCCUCUCUCUGCCUGACACGCCGUAUCUCUGUCUUUCUCCCUCUCUUUCUCUCACUCUUGAUCAGUCCAUCGCCCUAUUCCUCUCCUUCUCUCUUCUCUUUCUCACCCAGAAAACUCUCUCUCUCUCUCUUUCUCUCUCUCCUCUCUCUCUCUCUCUCUCUACAUUCAAAAACAGCACAUCCCACUCAGACUUCACAAGGUUGCUCUUCUGCCUCCGCCGCCUCUCAGCGCUGGUCUGUUCCUGCACUCCUUUCCUUUUGCUCAUCCCUCCAUCCAUCCCUUCACCUUCUCUCUAUUGAUUCAUCCGUCCAAAGGCCUUUUUCCAUCCACCUGUAUCUCCACUGGCGUCACAUUAGUCUCCUUCUCUUGUGCUAUCUCCUCUCUCUUUUUCUCGUGUAAUCUUCUCCCUCCUCUCCCUUGUCACUUCCCUCCUUUCUUUGCACCUUAUCUUGUCUCCUUGCUCUUCCUUCCUCCCAACACCUCCUUGCUUUUGGCCUGCCGUUUUUUCCCCCUUUUGUUUCCUCUAUCUCAACACCUUUCUUUCAGUCAAGCCUUGGCCCUCUGCUGCUGCAGCACAUUUCUCCAAUACAUUUCUCUCCCUUGUUCUUGACUUCGUCUUGUCUUGCCUUUCUGCCCUCUGUUCCCCUGUGGCCAGUUGGUCCAUGGCGCGGGCAGCCCCUUCAUACCGAGAGAGCAAAUCUGUCGGGAGAACAAGUAUAGCUGAUGGGAUGAGUUAGUGACGUGUGAGUGCAUCCUUGUGUCUGUGUCUGUAUGCGCUCAGAUAUACUGUGUGUGUCUCCCUGUGGGGCACAUGUGUAUAAGGUCACAGGAGAACAAAAACUGGUCAAAUAAGGUGGAAGUCAUUGAAAGCAUCCAGAGAUGUUGAGUAUUUAUAUUUUCAUCUGAAACGGAUUUGCAUUUGUGCAUGAACUAGCAUGCAGUGUUUACUUUGUCAAGCUUAAAUCAGGAUUAAGUCAGGGAUUCAGAUGAAUUGAUGCUUAGAAAUAUCAUUCUUCAUUCCCUAGCCAAGAACUAAUCAACAGCACGCUUCUGAAUUUUCAGAAUACACUCACACAAAGAAGAUUCCUCCUCUCUCUCUCUCACACACACACACACACACACUUUCAUAUUACUUAUUCCUACUUAUUCCUCCCAAGCCUCUUUUCUUUUUUUUCUCUCUCUUCCCGCCUUUAAUACCCACAAUCCCUCUUGGGUUUUGCUUUAGCCCGACAUGGCCGAGAACAUAAUUAAUUUCACAGCUUCUGAAUGAAAAGCCUGUUUUCACCAUGCUUCUAAUUAGGCUAGAAUAAUAAGGUGUUUCUGCAGUUAGCAGGAAUGCAAGUGUCUUACAAAAAUUUGGGAUCUUGUUUUUCUAAAUCGGUGGUUUGUCCCCAAAAACUUUAUUUGCUUUUUGUUCCGUGAUUUGUUUCUGUUCUCCGGCUCGAGCUGUUUUGAUGAUUGCAAUCACAAGUGAAGCAGACUUGGUGGACAUGUGAAUUUGUAGUUCCACGACAGUCACGAUACAUGAAGAAAUUGAAGGCUAAGAAGGCAGGUUUAUGCUUGAAUGCUGGAGGCAACUCGACAGCAUGAAAAAUCUGUCAAAGCUGCAAGUAAUGCUGUGGGUCAAAUCCUUCUUUGGGCCUCAGCUGGUCUUGUCUGGACCAGCGGAAAGUAUUUGUAUGGAUGAGAUCACACAGAUUCAUCAAUCAUUUGUGUUUUAGGGCCACAGUUGUGUUAGAGUAAGAGUUUUAACGCUGCAGGGGAGACCAUACUGCUGUUAGAAAGCAGUCACCACAUUGAAUUAUCCAGUGAUCAAACUGGUUCAGUUCACAGUCCAUAAAGCUAAAAAGAGAUGCAGUAGAGGGGCAGCUCAGGCUAAAACUUACUUUCAACAACACUAGCAAGAACUUGUCAGCAGUGAGUCUGCCAAAAUACAUCUUCUGUUCUUGGCAUGUAAAGUGCAGCACCUCUACUUCUGUUAGACAAAUGGUGAAGAAAAUGCUUCUCAGACACCCAAAGCUGCAGUCCAGGACCUGUCCUGCUGACUGAUGUGUACGCAGCCGCUCGCUGAUAGAACUUCUCAAUCACCCUGUGAAUUAUCUUAGCUUCCAAGCCAAGAGACCAACCUCUGUAAUCUUCCCCAAAUGGUCAGGUCAUCCAGCUAGUUUAAUAAAAUACAAGUUUUUUUUUAAGGGUGUGGGAAGUGACUUUGAGUUAAGGGUGCUGUUAUCAGAAGUGCAUUAAUUUUCUUUUUGCAUUGGCACAGUCUGCAGGCCACACUGCUUUAUACCCUUUUUAUGCUUCAAGUUUAAAUACAAGCGAUUGUGUGAACAUCAAUACAGAUUCAAAUUCUAAACAAUAUGGGUCACUAUAUUAUGUGUCAAAUGCCUGUCUUUGCAACUACCAGACUAUCAAGAAAGAGCAAAAAUACAGUAAAGACAGUAAAGGCUGUAAAGCUUACUAAACUGAACUUAUCCAAAUAUGCUCAAUUUUUAUACACGCACAUACACAGCCGCAGGCAUCAUGUACAUACAUGCAUCACACCAGUCAGCAAAGCUACCAUCGCCAGGGGAAAAAAGGACACAAGAACUGCACAGCAAAGCAGACAAUAAAACAGCUAACACAUGGAACCGCGGAAAGGGCGCAUUGCGCAAAUCAGCAACAUCCACUAUAUCCAAAUCAGCACAUUAUUUUAACCAACAAAAUGAGUCCGUGCAGCACAUACCAAUCAACUCAACUCAUUUGUAUUUUAGCAGCCAAAUUAUCUUUGUGAAAAUAAAGCUUAACAUCAGUGUUGAACUGCUCGGCGGCAGUGAAUGAUGAACCAACUUCCUUACCUUAACUUGACGGAGCUCAGCUUGCGUGACUCCAACCACGGCUUGUUGGCGCUCAGAGGUUGAUGAAAUAUAAUUAAGUCCAUAAUAAGGGCAUUAGUGAUCAAAGAAGUCAAUAUUUCUCUGUAGGACAGGUGUGCGAGUCUUUUCUGUGUCAUGAUGGUUCGUAGCCAAGUUUUUAAUCACUGUAAAUUAAAGGAUGAACGAUGAUGCCAGAUUGGAGUGAACAGACACAACAGAGUCUGAGUUGUCCGCCUCCGUAAACAGAGCUUUGGUUUGUGGAUGAAGUUUGGCCUGAUAAGAAGUUCGCUGUGGAAUCUCUGGAGACCCUUCCAAGCAUGUUUUGUCGGAGCAGCAGCACCGAACUGAGGAGUGGCGGGCUCCGAGGGGCUUCUGUGACAAUCUUUUUGUCGGUAAAACAAAACUAGAGCCAUGAGUCGGCGGAACAGUUCAGUGCAACCAUUGAAUCCCCCUGGACCUUCCGAUAACCUCCUUGUGCGUUUUUAGCAGCUGGUGGUUUGCGAAACAAAACCGGAUUUGUUUUCUGCGCCAUUACGAUAGCUAACUACUGGAAUGAUGCAGCUGCCAGGUGAGGUGACAAGCUCAGGUAGGCCUACAUAGACCAUGAUGCCUAGCGCCAUUAACAAAUUUAAAAAUUACUAGCCUAUAAUUAUUACUCAUAUUUUCCUAAAACAUUAAAAUUCAACUUUAUAAUGAUAAGAAGAGAACAAAAAUCAUUUUAAAAUCAUUAAUUCGUUCAUUUUGGUACCAGGAAAGCAUGGUGUCAUGUCUGCCGUUUCCGGUAGGGGGCUCGCUUACUUCCGAAAGCUUUAACGUCACUGUAGAGAAUCUGUUAGGGUUAGCAUCUGACCCUAAACAUAUUCAAGUCAUUAAUGAAGUACUUGAGGGAGACUAGCUUAUUGUACAGAGUUUAACUUUGGAGCUUAUAUGUACAGGCAGAUACUUUUUUCUGCUUAAUUUCCUGUGACACACUCCAAUCCAGUAGGUGGCGGUAAUGCUCCUAAAGCUCGUUGCCAACCGCCAAUAAAACAAACAGGAAGAAGAAGCCUUCAUAUCAAUAAUAAUAUAAACUUCUGCCAACUCAAAGGAAAAGGCAAAUGUGUACUUUUGACUAUAUGACUGACUUUAUAACUCACACGGGGUGGUGACAGUCUUUUCAGCAGUAUCAGGUUUGGAGUCACCCACUGCCACUGUCCUCAAAAGUGGAUUUCAAACACCUACUCGAGGUCUUAGAGCUUCACUAGUACCUACUACCAAAUAAGAAGCAUUUCUCCAAAAAAACUAAUCUCUUUCUUUAUUGUGACAUAGUAAAUUACACACAUAGGCUACACAUAAAUAAGAAAGACAGUGUAAGACAAGAGAUAUCAUGGCUUGUAUUAUCUUGAGACUUGUGUUUGUUAACAGCAAUAUGUGAGCACUAAUGCCAGUUUACUGUUUCCCAUUUGUCAAAAUAACUAUGAAAGACCUCUUUUCAUUGUAAAAAAAUGAAAAUGAGAAAAUGCUUUCUGCUAUCACUGGUGAGCCAACUUGCUGCAAAAAGUGUGAAGUACAGUUUCUCCUAUUGUUCUUGUUAAUCUUGGCAAGCCAAAUGUAGUAAUAGCGUUAACUUUAAAUAGAUGGAGUAAAGUUAUUCAGGAUGUGUGACAAAAGUCCAGUUAAGUGUGAGGUCUUAAUUAUAUUAGAUUAAUAAAAAUUCAAUCUUGUGAAGUGAAUCGUAUCAUUCCUUUGUAUUGUGGUAUCAAAUCACACUGUGCUGAAUUGAUCAAGUUGAAUCAAACUGAAUCAUGAUUUUGGGUGUGAUAAAUAUCAUCGCACAUUGCUAGUUGCUGCAUAAUGUAUCUCUGAUGUAUCAAGUUGUGUAUCCUACUUCAGACCUCACACUAGAGGUACACACCUGACAAACAAAAGAACCUGAUAAUGAAGGAGUCUAAUGAAACUGUAGGAGUCAUCAGACAAAUAAUAAUUUUAUCAAAUGACGCUUAAUGAGUAACAUACUCCGUUAAGAGUUAAGAUCAUUGAUGCUGGUAAAAAAACCCUCACUAAAGAGGUUCACAUUAACACACCGCUGAAGACCCUUUGUCUUGCUUUGUCUCCAUGUCUAACUCUGACGACCUCAGACUUUUCAAAUCAGCCCGGAGCAGCGUUUGAGAGAUUGCUGUCUAUCAGUCAAGGACCCGUGCUGCCUGUCUCAGCUCUCUGCAGUCACCAGAGGAGCCUCAGUGGCCUUCGCUAGCUCGAACUUGCACCUUCAUACACUUUUCUGAUAAGCCACUCUGUCACGUCAGCAAGCUCAGUGGUGUGGGUUAGGAGGAGGAAUCGCCCGCCCUCUGAGCCAGGCCUUCUCUGAAUGUGUUUUGUAAGAGGGAAGUCAAGGACAAUACAGCGCCAUCAAACAGGUCUGGAGGCCAACGCUGUUAUCUCUUUAGCCUGUAAAACACGUAAUUACCACAUACAGCUCAUUAGGCUUCAGCACACAUCUUAGGUCCUAAUAAGGUGCAGUUGUGAUAAUUAGCUUGUGGCAAAAUGUUCCUGUGAAUGUGUAUAGAUAUCUUAGAGAAGGCGGCCCAGCUUGUCUCAUAUAGCUCAGGAUUAUUAGCAGGCUUUAUUAUCUGCCAACUUUCAGUCUAAUGGCUUCAUAACUUGUCUUCGUCUGAAGAUAUUAUCAGCCCCUUCUUAUUGAAAUCAUUUUCAUUUAGCUGUCACCUAAACAUUUAGCCCCAAAUCCAAAGAAGACUUGACAGCUAGAAUUUCCGGUGACAGUGAGAGAGAUAGAGGGAGUGGGAAAGAGAGAGCGAGAGAAGCAGGGUAGUGCUGUCUCAGUGAUUUAUGGAUUUCAUAAACCCUAACCCCCCCUGCUGCCAUCUGACACACCAUUCUUCUCUGAACACUCUGAGCUUUAACAACAAUAGCACUACUUUAGCUCCUGUCAGUAAGCAUGCACGUUCGCACACACACGCACACCUUUGCCGCCACACACGCGCGCUAACAGCAGGGUCAGAGCUGUGGCCCUGUCAGCACAGCCUCCCACAGCACUCAGAGCAAUACCUUAACCAUCACACUGUAAAGUAAAACCUAAUGGAGCGACCAAAGGUGUGUGUGUGUGUGUGUGUCCGUUUUUCUACCCAACAGCAUUUUCCAACUCUGUAUUUUCUGAUUCACUUCAACGCUCCUAAGUUGGAAGAAAAGGUUUUGGCAUGCCAUUCUUUCAUUUACCCGAUGACACAAAGACACGAGAAAGGCGGAACAAUAUCAUCACCGCUGUAGCGAGCCUUGUUAACAUUAUGGAGUGAUGCUCUGUAAGCCCAGUGUAUGUCGCACUAUCCCCAAGCCACAUCAUCAUUUGACAGGAAGGCAGAAGCGUAUCACAACCAGUCAUGUACAGUGUAUGGGCUGCAUAGAAUUGAUAGCUCUGCUGUGAGGAAAGAAGUGGCUCUGUAGGAGUGACAUGCUGUUUGUCUGUAUCAUAACAACUGGGUGUCAGCUCUGUCAGGUCCAACACUGCCUGUAUCACAUCAAGAAUUUACUUCUUUUUUCCAGCCUGAAGAUGCUUUUUUCUUGACUUUUUUCUUUAAUGGUCUGAGCUUCCUGCCAAUUUCACAAUGUCUUGUGUUCCCACAUCCUCGGGGUAGAUGGUAAUCCUUUCAUAACAACUUGUAUACAAACCAAUUUGGCAGUUUCAGCAGUGUAGCUCCCUCACAUAAGAGACCCAGAGGCUGAUUCUUUCUGUGUGUGGGUAGCUCUAGCACUACCCAGGGAAUCAGUCGCCUGCCUUUAUGCCUAUAUGACUCUAUGGGCAGUUUGUUAAUGAUGCAUUCGGUAAUAAAGUUUGUCACAUCAGAAUUUAGAGCAGGGGUUUGUCCCUAUGUGACCCCAGGGAAGGAUUGGAGACCAUUGAUGCACACAGAUAUUACCAGGCAAAGCAGGCAUUUAUAGCCUCUUAGCAAAUACUUUUGUGACUGACUGGUCUUUGGUAAUAAAAACACUAUUGUAAUCUCCACCACUAUCUUUUUUUGUUCCCCAAGGGCUUAACUGACCACAUCUUCUUGUCUCUGUUCUCAAUAGUGUUUAAAAGAAGCAUCAAUGAGAUAUCCCUGGGAUGAUUGUUUGUGUUUUUUAAGCUUUUAACUCCUCCAUUUACACACGUUCUUACUUUCUGUUCUACUCCAACAGCACCAUUCACUCCUCCAGGCAUUGAGACGCUGGUGAAGUUUGAUUCCCAGGGGGAUGGCAUGGGCCGAUACAAUAUCUUCAGCUACCAGCGCUCCGCUGAUCGUUAUGGUUAUGUGCCAGUAGGAGAAUGGGCAGAGAGUCUGAGCCUGAGCAACGAACUGAUUCACUGGCCCAGAGAAGUGGUGCCUACCUCGCAGUGUAGCGACCCCUGUGAGCGCAAUGAGAUGAAAAAAAUGCAGGCAGGUAGGAGGCAAUGUUCCCUUUUUUUAUUAUAGAAACACACCAUAGCGAGCCUUUUGAAAAAUCUCAGACUGUCACACUCUGCUGCUCAUAUUCCUUUCUCCCAGGUGAGUACUGCUGCUGGAUCUGCACAGCCUGUGAGCCUCAUGAAUACCUGGCAGAUGAGUUCACCUGCUCGCCUUGCGCCCCUGGCCAGUGGCCAACUGACGAUCUUACAUCCUGUUACGACCUUCCUGAGGACUAUAUAAUGUGGGAGGACGCUUGGGCCAUUGGUCCAAUUACUAUAGCAUGUGUAGGGUGAGUGAUAAAGAGCUGUCAACAUGAUAUCAGUUUCUGACUGGUCCUGAGAGGUAUUUCUGCGUGUGUCCGUUUAUGCUGGUGUUAGACCAGGGGAGGGUUCUGGUGGCUAAUAAAGCUGCUUUUCCACUAGACAGUACGGCGCAGGACUGUUUGGCACAGGACACAAUUAUUUGCGUUUCCAUUUUCAGAAGUUGGGAAAGAUAUCCAAAUGAUCAAUCUGUACUCUUCUACUUUUUCAGCAAUUUUCUGUUGAGUUUCAAAGUGUAGACACAGCAAUGAGAGAGAGGAGAGGAGAGGCAAGGAAGAUGUAUUUUUAUUCAUAUCAAGAAAUGCUUGCAGAUGUUUUGAUGUGCUCUUAUCAGGAAAUGAUUUUGAUCAAAAAAAUUGUUUACUCAUGUCAAAGUAUAUAAGUACCAAUCAAAACUUUGCCAUCAUUAAACUUUCUCCCCUCUCUGCCUGCACAACUCUCUCUUAAUACAGGUUCAUGUGCACAGGCCUGGUGUUCUGGGUGUUCGUCAGACACAACCACACACCACUGGUGAAAGCUUCAGGCAGAGAACUAUGUUACAUCCUCCUCUCAGGAGUCUUCAUGUCCUACGCCAUGACUUUCCUUUUCUUGGCCAAACCCUCUCCUGCCAUCUGUGCCCUUCGGCGCCUCGGCCUAGGCACGUCAUUUGCUGUCUGCUACUCUGCCCUCCUUACCAAAACCAACAGGAUCGCCAGAAUUUUUAAUGGCGUAAAAGAUGGAGCGGGAGCAGUGAGGCCACGCUUCAUUAGCCCAUCCUCUCAGGUGAGUGAUUGCAGCAUCAUGUCCAUCCAUCUGCAUCAGUCAGAUGGAUGGACGGUUGGACACACAGAGGACGUUGUGGACCUUACCUACUUCUCCUCCUCUUCUUUUUCAGGUGUUUAUCUGUCUAAGUUUAAUUUCCGUCCAGUUGGUGAUGGUGUCAGUGUGGCUGCUGCUGGAAGUUCCUGGGACACGGCGUUUCACCUUGCCAGAGCGACGGCAGACUGUCAUUCUCAAGUGUAAUGUACGUGACUCCAGCAUGCUGCUGUCACUGGGAUAUGACGUGCUCCUGGUCAUCCUGUGUACUGUGUAAGUGUGAUAUAGUUGCUUCAAUUUGCAAUAAAGAUUUGGUAGAAGAAUACGUCAGAGAGGCUUCAUAGUUCAGCAAAUAACCCACAUUUUACUGAUUUGAAAUUAGAGGUUACUUACUGUUGAUUUCUCCAUUGUAACAAUAUUUGGCGAUAUUAGGUAGAAGACAUCUCUUUCCGGUUUGUUUCUGUGUAAUUAGAAAUUGUUCUUUUUUCAAGGUAUGCCUUCAAGACCAGGAAGUGCCCUGAGAACUUUAACGAGGCCAAGUUUAUUGGAUUCACCAUGUACACCACCUGUAUCAUUUGGCUGGCAUUUCUUCCCAUCUUCUAUGUCACAUCCAGUGACUACAGGGUAAAAUCUUCCGAAACACAGACUCACACAGUUGCACAUAUAUUUUUCUCUGCCUUACAAAAAUAACACCAUGACCUGACUUUACAUUUCCUGCCAAGAUCUUGUUUGCUCGAUUCAUAAAAAAAAGAAGUCCACAAAUGGAGAGAAGCUGUUUUCUUGGGCCUCACUUGAAGUGAAGACAGCCGCUUUGUGCUUUCGCAUCAUUUUUUGCAUACAGACAUAUCUUAUACAAAAGACAAAUCUCCUCUAUAACUCGACGCAAAAGGAAGUUGUUGUUGUUUUUUCGCUCCACAAACAGAAACAGAGUCCCGAGAAUGUAACCAUGACAACACAGGUCUAGUGGCAACUUAAACAGUCUCAAAUCCUGCUGUCAAAAAUCCCAGCGCUGCAGUACCGGGAUGACAAGCAGACAGGCUCAGUCAAAGUGCUGACACAUGUCCAGAUAUCACAGCAAAGGGGAGGGAGUGUUCACCUGGUACAUACAAAUCAUAAGCAUGCUGUACACACACUUUCACACACACGUAGUGCACUGUAUCAAAGGGCAUAUGAGAGAAGUGCUGAUGCCGGGGCUCCUCAUUUGAUCCCCUCCCCCCCCCCCUCUCUCUCUCUCUCUCUCUCUCUCUCUCUCCCUCCCUCCCUCUCUGUUAAAAAGCAUUUCUUUGGCCUUUUAAUCUGACUUUAUGAUUAGACAGGUGGAAGCAUUACAUCCCUAACAUGCACAAUUUCCCACUCCCUCUUUCUUAUACGCUCAGCCACUCAGGCUAAAACACAGCAGUGUUGUGACAGCCUGAAAGGGCGGCCAGCAUACACUGUAUUGAUUUUAGUCUGACAAAUCUCAGAAAAUAGAGUUACUUUUGCCACUGAGAUGCUGUUAAGUUUGGCCUGUGGUCCCUGUUGAUUAAGUCCUUUAUUGAUCUGUUCUGUAAUUGUUAUCCUCUACACUGUUGCGAGGUAUAAAAAAGAAAGAAAAAGAAGAAGCUCACUCACAUGGUUUGUCCUUUCUCAUUUUAUUUUUUUAACAAAAUUUGGAAAACAACAACUUAGAACCUGGCAGAGGAGUCAAAAGCUAUCAAAAUUACUCAAUUUACUAUCUGAAGGGAUCAGCAAAGUAGUCAAACAGUGAGUCAAUCUCAUGAGACGAAUGGAAGAUACUUAAAGCCAAGGGCUGAAAUGAACUAAAAAGAUCGGAGGAUUCAACUGCAUAAACAAAGAAUCAAUGAUUCAGUGACCAGCAGCUGCUCCACCUGGGGAUUCACAUACACUAGAGAAACAAGAACAGCAAGAACAGUUAUCUUGGCCAUUUACUUAAAAAAAUCCAAGUAACAUGGACAAAGAAUGGCAAUUUAAAAAAACAGAGUAAGCAAAGGUUGAUGUGGUGAAGAAUCUGCAAGAUUUGGAAGAUGAGUUUAAGUGAGAAUGGAUGCAGUCGCCUGAAUGAAGGCAAAAUGGAUGAGUGAAGUGCAAAGGUUAAGAGGACAGAGCAAGAGAGGGUGAUGGUGGUAUGGAGUUACUCUUGGUUUUGCUUUGGUGUGUCUUUGUUGGUUGGUCUUGGAGUAUUACUGCAUUCAGAUACCUCGGAAAUCAGACGUCGGAGUUGAAAAUGACGUCACACCCAAGUUACCAAGUUGGAAAAAAAGCAAAAUCGGAGACGGAAACAAGAUAGCUACAUCUACGAAAGUUAUUUUAAUGCUUGCCUUGUCUGAAUAUAAGGCAAGUGCUAAAAUAACGUUCGCAGGAUAAGCUUCAACUCAGAGUCAUAAAGCAGCUUUUCCAGAAUAUUUCGUAAAUUUGUCGUAUUUAUUUUGCUCACCAUCUCACCGAAAUAAUGUGACAGAUUGAAGCAUACAUCUUCAUUCAGAAGUUGAUAUAAAUGAUUCCUCUGUCAAUGAAAGGUCUUUGAAUUUCAGGGUGAGUAAAAAAAUAAUGAGGGGUCCAAUGUAAGACACAAACGUCUGAACUGUGAAAUUGUUGUACUUUGCAUCAUGACAGCAUAAAAUAGCACUACUCCUGCUACAAUAGUGGUGAACUUCAGUUGGUUGAUUUUGUCUUUAAUAUUGUUUUAUCCCCUAUCAACCUUAUCUUUUUUCAAAAAGUGCCUUUGACAUAUGUUCAUUAUAACAGAUUAUCAUCUUCAAAUUAGUUUCACACAGCAAUAACUUCGUCCAGCAUUAACAUAACACCUAUUCAUCAAAGUCAAACCACUCUUUAUUGUCUCCUCCUCCCUUCUCUGCAGGUCCAGACCACUACCAUGUGUAUCUCAGUCAGCCUGAGUGGCUUCGUGGUUCUGGGCUGUAUGUUCGCUCCCAAGGUCCACAUCAUCAUGUUUCAGCCGCAGAAGAAUGUGGCGAGCCACAGGCUUAACCUCAAUCGCUUCAGUGUCAGUGGGGCUGCCACCACGUACGCAUCCCACGGUGGGUUACAUGCUGUUACCUCAUUUUCAAAGAGACGGGGUUCAGAGCAGCGCUCUCACAGUCUUUUUUAACACCUCUGUGGAAUGAGUAUUUUUAGGGUCAAGUAAGGACAGAGGAAGUAACAUCUUGAAAUCUUUAUGUGUUGGUUUGUAUUUGAGUUGUAUCAAAUGACUAAAGGACAGGAAAAUGAGUAUUUGAUUGUGAUCACUUCAGAAAGUUCGAUACUCAACAAACAAAUUCAGUCGAGUUAUUAGUAUUAGUUUUAAUAUCAAAACUUUGGUAGAAAAAAAAAAAAAACAUCUAAUUUCUGCCUAAUUGGUCUUAACCAUAGACUGUAUAUAGAAUGGACGCCGUCUGCCUCCUCGCUGGGUGAAGCCACUCUGAGAACAGCACCCUCUGGUGACAGGCUGCAGUAUAGGUCAUAAAUCCCACCACCUCCAGCAAAGUAUAUGGAACUGUGGGCAAACUUUAGAAAUUAAUUACACAGUAUAAAAAAUUUUAUCCCCGCUGCUUGCGAUGUUGACAUGUAGUUAUUGUAAGACUGGUUUGUGCUCAAGUCCUCUUUUUUCUGUACAGCUCCGUUUUUAAAAGUUAUUAGGGGGUUCAUGUUUUCUAUAAUGGACACUUGAUACAUCCUUAGGGGCGUAUGAAGAUUGAGGAGCUCACACAGGGGAUAAGCAGUUUGAGCCGAGCAUCAUCACAGCUACUCUCGGCAAAUGCGUACAAUGCUACUGCGCAAGUGGUGGAGUGUGUAUAACGCUACCAAGAGCUUUUUGGCUUCAAAUCCGUAUACUGGCAGGAGGUGGAACCAAGUUGUCCAUAGUAUAUACAGUCUAUGGUCUUAACAGGAUUGAUGGUUAUGGAUAAAAAUGUUCUUUCUUUUCCCCUUUUCUCUAUUUAGCUUCAGUCAGUACCCAACACGUCCCAACUGUGUGCAACGGGCGAGAAAUCGUUGACUCCACCACGUCAUCUCUGUGACCACAUCCAGUCCCCCCUCUGAAUCUAUCCCUGCGACUGUUAGCCAAUCCAUGAACAUUACCCUCUCCUGUACCAACCGUCGCUGUCCUCCUCAUACAAAUCCUCUAUACAGUCACACACACACACAGACAUUUACACAUGUACACAAAAAUACACGCACAAACAAACAGCCAACCUUUCUUGUGGACUAGAAAUGUAUUGUUUCAUAAAUGUAGAAAGUGUGUAACUAAAAUUAAAUUAUUUUAUAGGGAUGUAUAUACAUGGAAUCGACAUUGUUGUAAGUAGAGAAACAAAAGAACAAAAAAAAAGUUUUUAGGAGGAAUUUUUGGACCCUUUGUUUUUGAUAGCUUUGUUAUGAUGCCAUGUAAAUAGACAUGCGCUUAAUCAUAAUAGGAGGGUGUGUGUCCCUCAGUCUGGAUGCACAUUUGUGGCUCUGCUUACCUCACCUGCAAUAUCUCACAGACUUUUUAUUCUCAUGCUUUUUUGUAGGUCUCAUUGUAAUAACCAAUUAUGUAUGCAUUUCUAUUGUGUAUCUGUACAUUUGUAUAUUCUACUUCUGAUGGUUCAAACAGCACAAUGUUGACAGUCAUGGGAAUGUGGGCGAAAGGAUCAAAUGGACAGUAUUACAUGGCUGGAACGGACAUUUGCAGAAAUCUAUGAAACUCAUCGACUCACAGCGACACUGUGCCAGAACGCAGUUUCCAGCUUGAGAAGAACUCAUCUCAGUAAAAAGAUUUGCUUUGCACCCUCGAUCUAUAUAAAGAACCCUUUGUGGCUGUUUCCAGCGGGAAAAUGUUUUGCUUUUGAUACAAAUGUUCAUUUUUCUAUUUUGAAGUAUUAAAUCCCUUUAUCUGAAUGGCCAUAGUUCCAGACAUGUGUUCAGAGAAACACCAGUAUGUUCACUCCCACUCUCAAACUGUUGUUCCUUCAGAGGAGUGUUGGGAGAAACACCGCUGAAAACGAUGAAGUGACAGCAAACUGUCAAAACACAAAACUAAACACUAAUUAUGAAAGACGCCGAUAACGACAAUAAUAAUGAUAAUAAUAAUAGAGGGAACUGACUGCUUUUCUGAACACAUGUUGAUCUUUUUCAACUACAGGGGAGUGGUAGCUUCUGUUUAUGUUCCCCUCUGAUACAGCAUGUGGUGAUGUUUCGAAUAUGGCUAUGUGCCUUAGAGUAUGUUUGAUAGUACUGCAGGAAGAAACUGUAAGAGAGGUAAAUGUAAAAGUGAGCCCGAUAUAGAGUAUGUGUUUCAGGGCGAUAUAAUGUCUGCCAGUCUUAUUCCCUACCAAGCCUUCUGCCACUGAUUGUGAAUCAGAGGUGUGAAUUGGAGCAAUCCUCAUACUGAAAUGACCUUCUCUACCCCCUUCUUUCUUUAGCUUGCAUCGAACUAAAACACUUCUAUUCAAGUAAGACCGAUUCAGCUUCACUUUUGAGCAUCACCGACAAAAGACGGAUGGGGAAGAGAAGCUCAUAAACUCUACGAUAAAGUCAUUGAUUUGUCAUCAUAUUGAAGUGUGCAGUUUACAUGUCUGUGUUAAAUGUGUUAACGUGGAGAGGCACGGUGGAGCAGCUGGCUUUGGCUGUCGGUCCCGCAGAGACACACGAGAGGAGGCAGAGCACACAGUAUCAGCUGCACGCAGAUCCCAUAUAACAAAAAGCUGUUAGCAGUAAAACUAAUAAGCAUAACAUACAAAACAUUCGGCAAAAUAACUAAGCUCUGUUUGUUGCUGGAAAUGAGACAGUAGCUGUGAAAGUGGAGGUUAAAUAAUAGAUAGAUAUAUCAAUGAGACUUUUUAUAAGACAAUCUAAAUAGACUUAUUUUGUCAACUGAUUUAGUAUUGGGCAUCAGCACAUUUCAUAGAGAGAAAGGCCUGCCAUGCAAGAUAUAUGGAAGGGUGUUAAAUCUUAAUAUGAUCUUGUAUGGUUUAUACUAUAAUAUGCUGUAUCAAAUAAAGUGUCUCUGUCUUAACGAUAUUUUGGACAAAGUAUGUGAGCAGAAUCCCUCAUUUCUACCCCAGACAAGCAUCUUAAACCUACUUUUUUCUUGUUAAGGGUCACACAGUGGGAACCUAUCUACACCUCUCCAACAGAAACCCACGGUAAUCACACUGAAUUUCAGAGAUGAAGGAAUUUUUAUAAGGAUGAGCCAAGACAAGCCGACCUACAUCAAGGCGUGUGUGUUAGGUGCAGGGAGCAGGAGGAGCGAGCGGUGUGGCGGAGCAGAGGGGAGCUGAUGCUGCUGCUGGAUUAUGUAAAGCACUCCCACAGCCCAGAAGUCGUAGAGCUGCUACGAAAGCUCAAAAGCAUUUCUGAGAUUCACAGUCUUUGUUAGCAGGGGGCUUAGCCAUUCACACUGUGGUCCUGCUCCCACAAGAUACACCCCACAUGGCAGGUUGCUAUGGACAACCACCGGCACAUCCGCUGCCGGAAUGUCUGUUUGUCUGCAUGGAGGGGGGGUCGGAGUGGAAUGAGAGAAAUAGAAGAAAAACAGGUUGCUGGUAAGGAUUCAAAUUGGCUCUGACUGAUGAGAUUUGGCUCAGUUGAGGCUCAGUACUCUACUUCCAGCUAUUUAAUGCUCAUACAAAUAGAGCACUUAACCCUGAUUCUGCUCUUAUUUAGUCCAGGGACCAGACUCAUACAAAAGUCUCACACCCCUUCCCCUGACCCUCUCCCUCACCUCUGCAACCUCUCCCCAGCCUUGUCUCCACUGUAUGUGUGAAAUUGGCUGCUGAGUCGCUCUCAGCCAAGACACCUCAUCUAGACAAAUAGGUUAGUUAAGCCUGCGCCUGAACUGAGGCGACUGUGAUGUGGGUGCCCGCUGCAGAACACGCCAACAGGGGGGCAUUAGGGAGGCUGAAUGAGGAGGAAAUGGACAAAGAGGGUUAGUGUGUGGGAAUGUUAAAGGUGGGCUGAGACAUAAAAGAAAAUUGCGCCCCUCAUUACAUUACACUCUCAUCUCAUGUACAAGCUAACCUUUUCUGUGGCUUUGCUAAUUAGCCUUUACUCAAGAAUAUCCUUCUCAAACAGAAAACCAUCCACUACUGACAUUCUUCCUCUAUUUAGCUUCUGCCAAAUGCCAUGUGCUCGCCGUGCUGUAGCCCCCUCCAACAGAGCAGAAUGAGUCUUCAGCCUCUGUAAGACAGGAUGUCUGUGAGGAAAUGACGCUGAGGUCAAGCUGAACUCUGGCACUUGUCAACCGCAAAGCAAUAGUUCAGUGUUUCUGAUACGUGCAAUAAUGAGGCUGUGAUAAAAUCAUAAUAAAUAACAAACAAGCAAGCAGCUCC
Xyrichtys novacula (pearly razorfish) is the source of this 42047-nucleotide messenger RNA. The record is from the annotation of a GenBank genome assembly. Lineage: Eukaryota; Metazoa; Chordata; Actinopteri; Labriformes; Labridae.